AACCUCAAGAACUUGAUAGCAACAACGAUGAACUUAAAUGUGUCGAUUUCGUUUUAAAAUAAAAAUCGAAAUCUAGUCACAUUUGAAGUUUGCUGACUUUGUAUCCCUGGGCUGAAAAAGUAAGACAUCCGAAAAGGAAAACGUGCUUUGUCAUUCUAAAACGUGCUACAAGGAACUGGCUUUUUGGAGGAAACCUCGCUUCCUGUUUUAUUUCCGAUCCUUGUUUGCAAAGCAGUCAAUUGUUUGAAUUCUGAAAGAUGAAGGUCUGGAGAGAUGCUGGACUUACCUAUAUCCAGUAUUCCAACAUUGCGGCCCGUGUUGUGCGUGAAGCCCUACGAUCGGAGCUACGUGCCGAGGCCGCCAAGCGCAACAUAAGCCAUGUGCAGUUUACUCCCUGGAAGAACGGAAGGCCAGUACCACGCAAGAAGACAGAACCCAAGUCCUAAAUGCUUUUGUGGACACGUGGAUGAUUUGCUUCGCAAUUUACAUCCUAAGUCUGCCAGUCUACAAACCAAAACUGAAUUUUUCAAAUAAAUGUAAAUCCUUCGAAAAAGAGAAGUUCCCAU
Molecule: messenger RNA, 566 nt
Organism: Drosophila suzukii
Lineage: Eukaryota; Metazoa; Arthropoda; Insecta; Diptera; Drosophilidae
Source: RefSeq, a predicted model, not a curated record